ACAUCGAGGCUGGCUUCUCACUGGAAGCCUCGAGCUGCAUUCCUCUCCAUACACACGAAGGGAGCCGGCGUGGUGAGCGCACUAGUAGUCCGUGACGAGUGAAAAUGUCUUUUAAGUUUUGGAAUUUAACCAUGGCAUGGAUAUCUAACCCAAGGAUCACUUGAAUUUGGCUCUCACCCGUGCUGCUGUGGAUGAUGCUCUGGAUGAAAACUCAGCACACAGAGAGAAAGACACCGGAUCAAUAGGAGCUUUCCCCCUCUUCCCCUUGGCCCAUCCAGCCUCCUUCCAGGGGAAUAUAAGCUAGGACAUAAACGGAUCCGGACUAGGUGCCGGAGUGAACCCACCCACCUCCCCAUCCCUUCCCCCAGAAUUGUCUCCUGCAACCCCCAGAUAUGUGGCCCCUAUUGAGGUCACUCGUUGCCCCACGCCUGGGGAACCUGCUCCUUCUGGGGGUGCUGGUCCUCUUGACUGUCCCGUCCUUGACCAGAGGUCAACCCCAGCCCUUCAAAUCCUUCUCCCCACCAGACUGGGGGCUGACACACCUGGCUAUCCACAACAAGACGGGUGAGGUUUACGUUGGCACGGUCAACUGGAUCUUCAAGCUCUCUAGCAACCUUACCAAGCUGCGGAGCCACAUGACUGGACCCGUAGUGGAUAACGAGAAGUGCUAUCCCCCGCCUAGCGUCCAGUCGUGCCCCCACGACCUUGCCCAGACCACCAACGUCAACAAAUUGCUUCUCAUCGACUACGCCCAGAACCGGCUCAUCGCCUGCGGGAGCACCUCCCAGGGAAUCUGCCAGUUCCUCAGGCUGGACGACCUGUUCAAACUGGGUGAGCCGCACCACCGUAAGGAGCACUACCUGUCCAGCGUGACCGAGUCUGGCACCAUGUCUGGGGUCAUCAUCACAUCCCAGCACGGCCCCGCCAGCAAUCUCUUCAUCGGCACACCCAUUGACGGCAAGUCUGAGUACUUCCCCACGCUCUCCAGCCGCAAGCUGAUGUCCAACGAGGAGAACGCCGACAUGUUCAGCUUUGUCUAUCAGGACGAGUUUGUGUCCUCACAGCUCAAGAUCCCUUCGGACACUCUCAGCAAAUUCCCUGCAUUUGACAUCUACUAUAUCUACGGCUUCAGCAGCGAACAGUUUGUCUACUACCUGACCAUGCAGCUGGACACUCAACUCACUUCGCCUGACGCCUCUGGCGAACAGUUCUUCACAUCCAAGAUCGUCCGCCUCUGCGUGGACGACUCGAAGUUCUACUCGUACGUGGAGUUCCCCAUCGGCUGCACCAAGGAUGGGGUGGAGUAUCGUCUCAUCCAGGACGCCUACCUCAGCCAUCCCGGCAAGCAGUUGGCUGACUCCUUAGGAAUUUCCGAAGACGAGGACAUCCUGUUCACUGUGUUCUCGCAGGGCCAGAAGAACCGGGCCAAGCCGCCCAAGGAGUCAGCCCUGUGCCUGUUCACACUGCGUCGCAUCAAGGAGAAGAUCAAGGAGCGCAUCCAGUCCUGCUACCGGGGAGAGGGGAAGCUCUCACUACCCUGGCUGCUCAACAAGGAACUGGCCUGCAUCAACUCACCUCUCCAGAUCGAUGACAACUUUUGCGGCCAGGACUUUAACCAGCCGCUGGGUGGGACCAGCACCAUAGAAGGAAUACCGCUCUUCAUCGACAAGGAGGACGGCAUGACCUCGGUGGCCGCCUACGAUUACCACGGCAACACCGUGGCCUUCACAGGCACACGCAACGGCAGAAUGAAGAAGAUCCUGGUUAACUCAGUGAGUCCCACGCAUCCUGCUCUGCUCUAUGAGAACCUGGUUGUGAGUGAUGGCUCCAGCCCCAUCCUCCGAGACCUGCUCUUCUCUCCUGAUCUCCAGCACAUCUACACACUCUCUGACAAACAGGUGAGCAGGGUACCAGUCGAGAGCUGUGAGCAGUACACCACCUGUGGCCAGUGCCUGGGCUCCAAAGACCCCCACUGUGGCUGGUGUGUCCUCCACAACAUGUGUUCCCGUAAGGACAGAUGUGAGAGAGCAGAUGAACCCCAACGGUUUGCCUCAGACUGGCGUCAGUGUGUGGAGCUCAGUGUUCACCCCAAGAACAUCUCUGUCACCAUGUCCCAAGUCCAGCUUGUGCUGGAGGCGCGUAACGUCCCUGACCUCUCUGCGGGGGUCAACUGCUCCUUCGAGGGUUACGUGGAGACGGAUGGGCACAUCCAGGGGAGCCGCAUCUACUGCCUGUCCCCCUCGGCCCACAACGUCAUCCCCAUUACCCGAAACAAAGGAGACAAGCGCAUGGUGAAGCUCUACCUCAAGUCCAAGGAGACGGGCAAGACGUUCGCCGGCGUGGACUUUGUAUUCUACAACUGCAGCGUGCACUCGUCGUGCCUGUCGUGUGUGAACGGUUCCUUCCCGUGCCACUGGUGUAAGUACCGUCACAUCUGCACCCAGAACGCCAACGACUGCUCCUUCCAGGAGGGCCGCGUCAACGUGUCCGAGGACUGUCCCCAGAUCCUGCCCUCUACCCAGAUUUACAUCCCUGUGGGUGUGACCAAGCCAAUCACCCUGGCCGCCCGCAACCUGCCCCAGCCCCAGUCUGGCCAGAGGAACUACGAGUGUGUGUUCCACGUGCAGGGAGAGGAGCAUAGCGUCACCGCACUGCGCUUCAACAGUACCAGCAUCCAGUGUCAGAAGACCUCGUAUAACUACGAGGGUAAUGACAUCAGUGACCUGCCCGUGGACCUAUCGGUGGUGUGGAACGGCAACUUUGUCAUCGACAACCCCUUCAACAUCCAAGCCCACCUGUACAAGUGCCCUGCUUUGAGGGACAGCUGUGGCAUGUGUCUAAAGGCUGACCCCAGGUUUGAGUGUGGCUGGUGUGUCCAGGAGAAGAAGUGUUCUCUGAGGCAGGAGUGUGUCCCGCUGGAGAGUAGCUGGAUGCAUGCCACCACCGGCAACAGCCGCUGUGCCCACCCCAAGAUCACCAAGUUGUCUCCAGAGACGGGUCCCAGACAGGGUGGAACCAUGCUGACCAUCACGGGGGAGAACCUGGGUCUGCAGUUCAAGGACAUCCAGACGGGGGUCCGCAUCGGCAAGGUGGCCUGCACCCCCGUGGAGGCAGAGUACAUCAGCGCUGAACAGAUCGUAUGUAAGCUGGCUGAUGCGACAGGUUACCGUGUGCAGGAGGCUCACGUGGAAGUAUGUGUGAGGGACUGCGCACACAUCGACUACAAAGUCGUCUCACCCAAGGCCUUCACUUUUGUGUCUCCCUAUUUCACGCGGGUACAGCCCUCCAAGGGCCCCCUCUCGGGGGGAACUCGCAUCACCAUUGAGGGGAGCCACCUCAACGCGGGCAGCGCUGUGGCUGUCAAGAUCGGCCUCCAUCCCUGCCGCUUCGAGAGGCGGAGUGCCAGGGAGAUGGUGUGUGUGACCCCGGCGGGUCAGAGUCCUGGAGGUACCCCCGUCAUGGUGGACAUCAACUCAGCUGAGCUCAGAAACCCAGAGGUCAAAUUCAACUACACCGAUGACCCCACUAUCUUCAAGAUCGAACCUGACUGGAGCAUCGCUAGUGGCGGCACCAUGUUGACCGUCACCGGCACCAACCUGGCUACCAUCAAGGAGCCCAAGAUGAGAGCCAAGUAUGGGAAAGCCCAAUCUGUAAACAACUGCACAGUGCUCAACAACACUGUGAUGAUGUGUCUUGCGCCCUCUCUGGCCUUCUCUGAGAAGGGUUUCUCAGAGACAGGCAGCAAUCCCGACGAGAUCGGCUUCAUUAUGGACGACGUGCGCACCACGCUUGUGGUCAAUGAGACGUUCAGCUUCUACCCAGACCCUGUGAUCGAGCCGCUCAGUGCCACGGGCCUGCAGGAGCUCAAGCCCAGCUCCCCGCUCAUCCUCAAGGGUAAGAACCUGAUCCCGGCAGCCCCUGGUAACUCUCGUCUUAACUACACGGUGCUAAUCGGUGACACGCCCUGUGUCCUCACCCUGUCAGAGAGCCAGCUGCUCUGUGAGUGGCCCAACCUCACCGGAGAACACAAAGUUACCGUACGUGUGGGGGGCUUUGAGUACUCCCCCGGUACCCUCCAGAUGUACUCUGACAGCCUGCUCAGCCUGCCUGCCAUCAUCGGCAUCGGAGGGGGCGGUGGCCUGCUCCUAUUGGUCAUCAUCGCCGUGCUCAUUGCUUACAAGAGGAAGUCACGGGAUGCCGACCGCACACUGAAACGCCUGCAGUUACAGAUGGACAACCUGGAGUCUCGAGUGGCACUGGAGUGCAAAGAGGCCUUUGCAGAGUUGCAGACAGACAUCCAUGAGCUGACCCAGGAGCUGGACGGAACGGGAAUCCCCUUCCUGGAAUACAGGACCUACGCCAUGAGGGUCCUCUUCCCCGGUAUCGAGGACCACCCCGUGCUCAAAGAGAUGGAGGUACGGGUCCAGGCCAAUGUGGAGAAGGGUCUCACCCUGUUCGGCCAGCUGCUCACCAAGAAGCACUUCCUGUUGACCUUUAUCCGCACGCUGGAGGCCCAACGCUCCUUCUCCAUGCGCGACCGCGGCAACGUGGCAUCGCUGGUCAUGACGGCACUCCAGGGAGAGAUGGAAUACGCCACAGGGGUGUUGAAGCAGCUGCUGUCCGACCUCAUUGACAAGAACCUGGAGAGCAAGAACCACCCCAAGCUACUGUUGAGAAGGACUGAGUCGGUGGCUGAGAAGAUGCUCACCAACUGGUUCACGUUCCUUCUCUACAAGUUCCUCAAGGAGUGUGCUGGAGAACCCCUGUUCAUGCUGUACUGUGCCAUCAAGCAGCAGAUGGAGAAGGGGCCUAUAGACUCCAUCACAGGAGAGGCACGCUACUCACUCAGUGAAGACAAGCUCAUCAGACAGCAGAUUGACUACAAGACCCUGACCCUGCACUGUGUGAACCCGGAGAAUGAGAACGCCCCGGAGGUGGCGGUAAAGGGGCUGAACUGUGACACGGUGACCCAGGUGAAGGAAAAGCUGCUUGAUGCUGUGUUCAAAGGAAGCCCUUACUCCCAGAGACCCAAGGCUUCAGACAUGGACAUGGAGUGGCGUCAGGGCAGGAUGGCCAGGAUCAUUCUCCAGGAUGAGGACGUCACCACCAAGAUAGACAAUGACUGGAAGAGACUCAACACACUGGCCCACUACCAGGUGACAGAUGGCUCAGUGAUAGCCCUGGUGCCCAAGCAGAACUCUGCCUACAACAUCUCCACCUCCUCCACCUUCACCAAGUCCCUCAACAGAUACGAGAGUAUGUUGAGGACGGCCAGUAGUCCAGACAGCCUGCGUUCUAGGACCCCCAUGAUCACGCCUGACCUGGAGAGUGGUACCAAGCUGUGGCACCUGGUCAAGAACCACGACCACUCGGACCAGCGUGAAGGCGACCGUGGCAGCAAGAUGGUCUCUGAGAUAUACCUGACCAGGCUAUUGGCUACUAAGGGUACAUUGCAGAAGUUUGUGGACGACCUGUUUGAGACCAUCUUCAGUACGGCCCAUCGAGGCAGUGCCCUGCCGCUCGCCAUUAAGUACAUGUUUGACUUCCUGGACGAGCAGGCCGACAAGCACUGCAUCUCUGACUUGGAUGUACGGCACACCUGGAAGAGCAACUGUCUUCCUCUGCGGUUCUGGGUGAACGUGAUCAAGAACCCCCAGUUUGUGUUCGACAUCCACAAGAACAGCAUCACGGACGCCUGUCUGUCUGUGGUGGCCCAGACCUUCAUGGAUUCCUGCUCCACCUCAGAACACAAGCUGGGCAAAGACUCGCCCUCAAACAAGCUGCUCUACGCUAAAGACAUUCCCAACUACAAGAACUGGGUGGAACGGUACUACUCCGAUAUCUCGCGGAUGCCCGUCAUCAGUGACCAGGACAUGAGUGCGUACCUGGCGGAGCAGUCGCGGCUCCACCUCAGCCAGUUCAACAGCAUGAGCGCCCUGCACGAAAUCUACUCCUACAUUGUCAAGUACAAGGACGAGAUUCUGACGGCUUUGGAGAGGGACGAGCAGUCGCGGAGGCAGAGACUGAGGAGCAAGCUGGAGCAGGUCAUCAACACAAUGGCCCUGGCUAGCUGAGGACUGACCCUUGCUCUUCUCCUCAUCCUCCUCUUCUCCAUCUUCCUCUCUUUCUCUCCUCACCCAGAGGAAUUUAAACUCAGACAGCGUGGUUUUCAACCCCCCUCCCCCCCAAACAUGUGAUGGAGCUACUGCAAAGGACAGAACAGGGGAGAUUCAGCAGUACUGGGUGGGUGUGUGUGUGUAUGUGUGUAAAUGUGUGUCUAUAUGUGUGUGUGUGUGUGUGUGUGUCUAUGUCAGACCAAGGCACUGGAUGUUUCGUCACACACACACCGAGAGACAGCAUCAUCGGAAAGCAUUUUGAUUAUCGUCGCUGUUGUCAUGUUUUUUGUUAUUUUCUGUUGGUUUUCCUGAGUUUUGGUGUCGCAAAGCCCUGUAUCGUAUAACCAGGAUGGGACAUUUGAAGUGGAAUUCCAUUUUGGCAUCACAAACAGGACAUAACAUUGUUUGGCAUCCUUGGAGCCAAUGGGAGAUAAGCUCCUCAGGUCACAGGUCUCCUGUUGGAAUCGAAGAUCAAUGACUUUACUUUUUUUUCUAAUUUUGUUGUUGUAUUAUUUUUUUGAAAUAAAUGUAAUAAACUGCCCACUGAUCUCUCGCCACCUGUGUUACUGCUGAAUUUGCACAAUUUACAAAUACGUUACCAAGGAAGACUAUAUAGAUAUUAUAUAUAAAUACAACAUUUUUAAGAAACAAAUAUUAGGGUUAAAACAACCCAUCAACGGCAAAACUUGAUAUUUCCAGCAAAAAAAAAAAACGAUGAAAAAAAAAAAGAAGAAACAAAAAGAAGAAAAAGUUGUGCUGUGCCAUGUUUUCUUUUGAUGUUGUUUAGUGAAAAGACAUUUUAUUACAUGGAAUGUGUAUGAUUUAAAUAUGAACAUGCUUAGUGACUGAAAAAUAAUUGUCAAAGUAAUAAAAGAAAAAAAGGUACUUUGCCCCUUAGGGCCACCAUAGAAAUUCCAUCCCAUAAUAUUGUCACAUUUCUGUAUGGGUAUGUUGGACUGAUGCAGUCCUGCGGAAACAUUAAAUUGCAAAUCUGU
Messenger RNA from Salmo salar (Atlantic salmon), 7111 nucleotides. Lineage: Eukaryota; Metazoa; Chordata; Actinopteri; Salmoniformes; Salmonidae. The record is from RefSeq and is a predicted model, not a curated record.